Astyanax mexicanus (Mexican tetra) is the source of this 6053-nucleotide messenger RNA. RefSeq names its product myosin light chain kinase b (gene mylkb). The transcript has 17 exons. Gene Ontology annotation, biological process: protein phosphorylation. The coding region runs from base 293 to 3337 and encodes 1014 amino acids. Gene Ontology annotation, molecular function: ATP binding; protein binding; protein kinase activity. The record is from RefSeq and is a predicted model, not a curated record. NCBI's taxonomy places the organism in Eukaryota, Metazoa, Chordata, Actinopteri, Characiformes, Acestrorhamphidae.
CUUUCUCUCUUCCCUCUCUUUCUCUCCUCCCUCUCUGUAGUCCAGGCCGCCGGUGCCAGGAGUGGCUCGACCAGAGAGGCUGGGAGCCACAGAAGGAGCAGGACCUCCAGAGUUCCUUAAAAAGCCUCCCCCUCAAAGACGCUUCACCACAGGGGAGAAACAGAACAGCAGAACACACAAAAAGAGGUCCUGGACAUCCUGGGAAAUUAAUUUUCUGUCAAAACAGAAGAAAAAGAGCAGAAGCUCUCAGACGUUAUCGUUACUCGCAUAACAGAGUGGCUGAGGAGGACCAAUGGACUUCCGAGCGGCCCUCAAGCCCCGAUCGGGGCCUAAAAUGGGGUCAGAAAUCAAGACAAGCACCCCAACCAAAGUGGACUUCAGGUCUGUACUGGGAAAAAAGGAAGGAGGCUCACCCAAACCAGCUCAGCCCGAGCCGGCCCCCAGCAGUUCACCUGCAGAUUUUAGGUCCCUCCUCAACAAGAAGAAGACCGCUGAACCUGAAAAGGCGCAACCGCAAAAGAGUGCAAAAGAGCCGGUAGCUCCUGCUCCAGCGACGGGAACCAAACAGGACAAACAGAGCAUCAAUGGCGUGAAUGGAGCAGUGGACAACAAACCACAAAACCAGCCAAAGACCAGCAUAGUGGAGAAAGCAGGAACAGAGAAAAAGAAAGAUGUUGACACUCCAGAAAAGAAAAGCAUCCCAGCAGAGAAGCCAAGCCCGGAGAAGAAGAGCGAUAGCGGGCAGGCCGAACCAAAGUCGCAUCCAAACAAAAUCACGGAUGGAAGUAUCAAUCAGAAGAAGGAUACCAGUGCGGAUGGAAGUUCAGCAGAAAAGAGGAGCGUGCCCAACUCUGUGGACAGCAGAGACGGAGGAAAGAAAGGCUCUGGCAAAGAGCCCUCGUUCACACAGACUCUGAGUGAUGUCACCGUUCUGGAUGGAGAGAGACUGAGGUUAGAGUGCACAGUCACCUCUGACCCCCCGGCUGUCAUCACCUGGUCACUGGAAGGGAAAGUGGUGAAGCCGUCAAAAUUCAUUGUCUUAUCUCAGGAAGGGGGAAAAUGUUCACUCACCAUAGACAAGGCUCUCCCAGAAGACGAAGGACGCUACACAUGCAAGGCAGAGAACUCGGAUGGAAAAGCUGAAUGCUCGUGUAUGGUCCAAGUGGACGAUCCCUCAGAUCCAUCCGCAGAAAAAAAGAACAGGAAAAGCUCAUCUUCAGCAACUACAACAGAGAAUGAAGCCAGAAUAAAGAAAAAGCCAGCGCCAAAAUCUCCCACCAAACAGGGUUCUCCUCCCCAGGUUCUGCAGUUCCCUGGAGACCUGAAGAUCCGAGCAGGAGAGAAGGUGGAGCUGCUGUGUAACUUCGGAGGCACUGCACCCAUUACCUGCACCUGGCUCAAGUUCAAAAAGCCGAUCCAGGCAGGAAGUGGAGGCGUUACCAUAGAAACCAAGGAGAACAGCAGUCAGCUGACGAUCGCAGCCAGUGAUCAGGAUCACUGUGGCUGCUACACGCUGGAUCUGCAGAACAAAUAUGGCAGCAAGCAGACCUCUCUCAAUCUCACUGUAGUAGAUAAGCCUGAUCCUCCGGCUGGGGUCCCGGCCGCUUCAGACAUCCGCAAGUCCUCGCUCACCCUCUCCUGGUAUGGACCUACGUAUGAUGGCGGCAGCAUCGUCCAGUCGUACAACCUGGAGAUCUGGAACUCGGUGGACGAUAAGUGGACGGCGCUCACUUCCUGUAACAGCACCUCCUACCACAUCCAGGAGCUGCUCUCCGACCGACAGUACAAGUUCCGCGUACGAGCUGUUAACAUGUACGGCAUUGGAGAACCGAGUGCUGAGUCAGAACCUGUCACUGUGGGCGUACAGGUAGAACCAGAGAAAAAAGAAGAGGAAACAGAGGCGGCUGUGUCUGAUGACGAUUCGGAGAAAGAACCAGAAUACAGGGAUGUGGUUAUAAAGAAAGACUGCAGUGUAAAGGAUUUCUACAGUGUGGAGGAUCGCUUGGGCACGGGUAAAUUUGGCCAGGUCUUUAAACUGGUGGAGAAAUCUACAAAGAAGAUGUGGGCUGGGAAGUUCAUCAAGGCUUUCUCACAGAAGGAGAAGGAGAACGUGCGGCAGGAGAUCAGCAUCAUGAACAGCCUCCACCACCCCAAGCUGGUGCAGUGUGUGGAUGCCUUCGAGGGCAAGUCCGACAUUGUGAUGGUGAUGGAAAUGAUCUCUGGCGGUGAGCUGUUUGAGCGAAUCGUAGACGAGGACUUUGAGCUGACCGAGCGCGAGGUCAUUAAGUACAUGCUCCAGAUCAUCGAUGGUGUCCAGUUCAUCCACAAACAGGGUAUCGUGCACCUGGAUCUCAAGCCAGAAAACAUCAUGUGCGUUAACAAGACUGGCAGCAAGAUUAAACUCAUUGACUUCGGUCUCGCGAGGAGGCUAGAGAACUCUGGUUCCCUCAAAGUUCUGUUUGGAACACCUGAGUUUGUGGCCCCGGAGGUGAUCAACUAUGAGGAAAUUAGUUAUCCAACAGAUAUGUGGAGCAUCGGCGUCAUCUGUUACAUCCUGGUCAGUGGUCUCUCUCCAUUCAUGGGGGACAAUGAUAAUGAAACCCUUGCUAAUGUUACAUCUGCAACCUGGGACUUUGAGGACGAGGCUUUUGAUGAGAUCUCAGAGCAGGCCAAGAAUUUCAUCAGUAGUCUACUCAAGAAAGAUAUGAAGGCCAGGCUGACCUGUGCCCAGUGCCUGGAGCACACCUGGCUUAAACAGGACACUAAGAACAUGGAGGCUAAGCAGCUGUCCAAGGAGCGCAUGAAGAAGUACAUACUGAGACGCCGAUGGCAGAAAACAGGAAACGCAGUGCGAGCCAUUUCCAGAUUCAGCUCCAUGGGAAUGCUAGCCGGGAUUGGCCCAAAGAAAAGCCCAACAGAAGAUAAUAAACCAGAGAACCCCCCUGCUCCAGUCCUGGAGAGUGCUGAAGACGAGAACCAUACCCCCGCAGCUCCAACCUUCUCCAUGGUCAUCCAGGAUGUGGAGGUGGUGGAGGGCAGCGCUGCUCGCUUCGACUGCAAGAUCGAGGGGUACCCAGAUCCUGAGGUGGUGUGGUACAAGGACGACCAGCCCAUCAAAGAGACACGCCACUUUCAGAUCGACUAUGAGGAGGACGGCCACUGCAGCCUGGUGAUCUCUGAGGUGUGUCCCGACGACGACGCCAAGUACACCUGCAAGGCAGUCAACGGCUUAGGAGAGGCAUCCUGCACCGCUGAACUGAUGGUGGAGUUCAUGCAGGAGGAGGAAGGAGAGGGUGAGGAAGAGGAGGAGGAAGAAGAGGAAGAAGAAGAGGAGUGAAUAACGGAAAAAACGAGGACAAGAUCAGAAGAAAGGAUGAAUGAAGGAAGGAAUGGACGAGUGGAUACUGUGGGAGGCUCAGAAUCUUCUUAAAGCUUACGCUCUUUCGCUGCUGCUUUCGUUACAGAAGCAGCCUGUACGUUUUUCACUGAUCUAAAUAUUUAUUCACUUCUGUCUUUACAGUGCAAGUGCUGAAAGAGGAAAAAACUGUUUGUAUGAAAUGGAUGUUCAUCAAGAUCAAAGACAUUCCAGGGUAUGCUCGAUUCCUGAGAACCAUCAACAGCAGAACUCCAGCUUUUCCAAAAAUGGACUGCUCACUUGAACUGCAUGUCUGUCGGACGACCCCUUUGGUCCUUUGGCUUCUACAUCUGGACUUUUGACGGUUUCCUGGGUUCAUUUUUCUGUGGCCUGCUUUUGGGGCAGACAAUGCUAUGUUAAAUGCGUAGACACAAAAUGAAUUAUAUAAUUUUAUUUUCGCCACACUUAUCUUUACUUUAAAACACCAGGAUCAUCUUUCAUAAGGGGCUGAUAAUGACCACAUUGACAUUAACCACAUUACAUGACAACAGCUAGCAGUUAGUUAUUAGCCUAGCAUUUACUCUGAAUUGCUUGACAUGUUUCUGCCUCCUCUCGCGCUGCCUUUGGUAUUCCCUUAUUUAGCUAUCAGGCUAACGGCCAUAGCUAACCUAGCACACAGCUCCUCACGCAGUCAGACUGAGAGAAGGGAUUGUAGGUGAUUUCUCAGGCCCCUCACCAUUACACAGCUCUCAAGAGGGCUGUCCUCCUGCCUGCUUUACCAGAGUUACAUAGUGCAGUUAGUAGCAACAUUAUUAUAUAAAGGUGCUUUAAGUUUUGGUCAGGGAAGAGUUUUAUUUUUGCAAUUUUUGUAAAAAAGAAUUCUAAUAAUUUUGGGAACAUAAAUGUAACACACAAAUGUAAAUAUGAAAUACUACAAGCGAUGGAGGCAACACAACGGCCAGAAGUCAUUCGUUUUCAGUUAUUAAAGUGACACCAGUAGUCAGCAAAAAAAUCUCUCUCGUACCCAAAAAACAUGGAGAACUUUUUUUUAUUGUUCAAAACAGUAUUUAAAUCUGUAUUUUUAAAGGAAAAUUUCCCAUCAAGAUAAAAAAGCAUAUUCUGAAUAAGUUAACAUGUAGCUAUGAUGAGUUGUGAACCUUAAAUUAAUACAUAAAGCCAUAUAUAUUGUUUUUACUGGUUUGCUCUACGAAACAGUUUAGCAUACAACCUGCCUACUAGUCUAUCGUCUGCUGCACGGGUGACGGAGAGCGAUUUUAUCGUGGUGUGCACGUAGGGCUAAGAGCAUACUUUUCAGCCUUGUUGACAUGGUUUGUAAAUACAUGUCAGUGUUUGCUUAUUUAACACGUUUAUUUAUUUCACACAAACACAGGUUUUCAUUCCAGGUCUAGAAUGGAAAAAAACAUGUUGUUUUCUGCCCCAAAGGCAUGCUGUCCAUGCCAUCAUCACUUAUUUUAUGAGACGGGUCACAGUGCUUGGACUACUCUUAAUUGUCUGUCAUCUUUUUUUUUUUUACACUUUGUUAAAGGUUUCCAGUAGUACAACACAUUUUGUUUUCAAGGAAGGCAUACAGAUAUCAUAUAAAAUAAAUAAACAAAGUCUGUUCCAAAGCAUUGAAAAAAAAACAGUAAGGUAGAAAAAUAAAAAGUUAAAUAAAAUCAUUGGCAGAUGAAAGUGUAGGUAGAAUUUUCAAAUAAAUGUGCAAAACAAUGCAUAUACAAGAUCUACACACAAAAACAAUUGAACAUUGAGUCAUCUGACGCUGGAGCUGCAUCACUUGAGUGAAUGAAGAACUUUCCUAAAAGUACCAAUAACCUUAUAGCAUCAUCUGACUGUCUACAAUGUGUUCUUUUUUUAUUUUGGUGCACGUCUCACUGUUUCUACUCUGCACUGUAGCGCACUCUAGUGGUGCAACACUUUAUUAUGCUUUUAAACACUUUAAACAUAGUUUAGCAUGAGUUAGAUUAUUAGCCUUUUGGCCUGUGGCUUAAAGGCAACAGACACACUGGUGGAGACCUUACUGUAUAAAAACUUUUUUUUUUAUUAUUAGAUUUUUUUGACACCAGAUUUUAUUAUUUUUUUUACCUGAGAAUCGGUUUGGCAAUGAGUGGGAUUUUUAGUAUUUGUCUAAAUGAGUGAAUGUUAGUUACAUUUAUCUGAUGAUCCCCGUCUUCUAAAAUGCGUUCAGAGUAAAAAUCCAUGCAGCACACUUCAGCUGACUGGCCCAGGUUUGUCUGCACUAUUUCUGUUCAAAGCUUUGUUUGCCCUAUUUUAGUUGACUUGCAUGACAAAGCAGACUGGCAUAUCGAGGUAAAACUCGGUGUAGAAGGUCCCACUGCAGUCCUCAUCUUUUAUUUAUGUCUUUGUACAGGCUUCUGCCGCCAUGCUGCGUGUCUCUGAGUAGUCUCUGACAAUGAAUUAGUUAUAGCUGUAGAACUCAAACUUCAGUUUGGUGAGUUUUUUCCACUUUGCAUAUUAAGACAGUAGUCCCUCACACUUCGGAUCGUACUCCACAUGCAGACAGACGCAGAAGUCUGGUUUGUGCAUGAGACAUUUACGCAAGCUUCAUUGAGACGAAAUGAAAAAUCAUGUCUAAUGAACCAUUACAUGUUGUACUAGAUUUUACACUUUAUCACCAGUUUACAGUGGCCGCAUCAAUAAAAGUGAUUUCCUCUCUCAA